AUUCACAUAAUAUAGUAGUAUAAAUAAAAAUUUCAAGAUGGUUACAAUUGGUAUUAAUGGUUUUGGACGUAUCGGAAGAUUGGUGUUAAGAAUCGCUUUGGAAAGACCAGACAUUGAUGUCGUCGCUGUUAAUGAUCCCUUCAUUGCUCCCGACUAUGCAGCCUACAUGUUCAAGUACGAUUCUACCCAUGGCAGAUACAAGGGCACAGUCGAAUCUGAUGCUGAAAACAUCAUUAUCAACGGGAAGAAGAUCAGAGCAUUUCAAGAGAGAGACCCAGCUAACAUCCCUUGGGGAAAGGUAGGUGUCGACUAUGUUGUUGAGUCUACAGGUAUCUUCAAGAAGUUGGCUGGCGCACAAAAGCACAUAGACGCUGGUGCUAAGAAAGUUAUUAUCACUGCUCCUUCUCCAGAUGCCCCAAUGUUCGUUGUUGGUGUUAAUGAAGAUAAGUACACUCCUGACUUGAACAUCAUCUCCAACGCCUCGUGUACUACCAACUGUUUGGCUCCAUUGGCAAAGGUUAUUAAUGACAACUUUGGAAUUGAAGAAGGCUUGAUGACUACUGUUCACUCUAUCACUGCUACUCAAAAGACAGUCGACGGCCCAUCUCAAAAGGACUGGAGAGGAGGAAGAACCGCUUCUGGUAACAUUAUUCCUUCUUCUACUGGUGCUGCCAAGGCUGUCGGAAAGGUGAUUCCACAGUUGAAUGGUAAGUUAACUGGUAUGGCUUUGAGAGUCCCAACCGUGGAUGUUUCUGUAGUCGACUUGACAGUGAAAUUGGCUAGACCAGUUACCUACGAGGAAAUCUGUGCUGCUAUGAAGAAAGUCUCAGAAGGUGCCUUGAAGGGCGUCAUUGGGUACACCGAAGAAGCCGUCGUUUCUAGUGAUUUCGUCACUUCCACCUACUCGUGUGUGUUCGAUGCCAAGGCUGGUAUUUUGCUUUCUCCUCAAUUCGUCAAGUUGAUUGCCUGGUAUGAUAACGAGUACGGUUACUCAGUUAGAGUUGUCGACUUGUUGGAAAAGGUUGCGGCAACUAAAUAGUUGUAGUAUUUGUUAUUUCAUAUAUAUGUCUCUCAUUAUGAACUUCUUUUAUUGAAUACGAUGUUAAUGACAUUAGUUUUUUAGGCGGUG
Messenger RNA from Scheffersomyces stipitis CBS 6054, 1129 nucleotides. RefSeq names its product type I glyceraldehyde-3-phosphate dehydrogenase (gene TDH2). Gene Ontology annotation, biological process: glucose metabolic process. The transcript has a single exon. Gene Ontology annotation, molecular function: NADP binding; NAD binding; oxidoreductase activity, acting on the aldehyde or oxo group of donors, NAD or NADP as acceptor. NCBI's taxonomy places the organism in Eukaryota, Fungi, Ascomycota, Pichiomycetes, Serinales, Debaryomycetaceae. The coding region runs from base 38 to 1039 and encodes 333 amino acids. The record is from RefSeq and is a predicted model, not a curated record.